CUCCUGUCGUCUUCCGGCUGAAAAGAAGAGCUUUGCCCAGUCCGACCGCGAUCCACAGACAGCAAAGUGUGAAAGACACCGCUGUGCCAGACAUGGCUGGCUUUGAGAAUAAGUUGAGCUCUUAUACCUUAACUCAGUUAAACGAACUGCUCGAGGACGACGAAACGCUCAACAAAUUUAUCGACGACUCGGAAGAGAUUAAAGGACUACAGCAGAACAAGGAGAUGACCCUGGCUAGUAACCGUCUUCUGGCUGAGCAGAACCUUAAACUGCAGCCCAGACUUGACCACCAAAAGAAUGAACUGACCAGUCGGUACCGGAGCCUACAGGAGCCGUUUGAGGCCUAUCAGCUGCGAAAGUCCACUCUAGAUGACAGAUCUGGAAACACUCCCUUGGACACACUCCUCGCACUCCUACAAGCAGAAGGAGCCAAAAUCGAGGAAGAAACUGAGAACAUGGCCGAUUCGCUCCUCGAUGGCGCAACCCCCCUGGACACAUUCAUCGAUGAGUAUCAGAGUAAGAGGAAGCUGGCGCACAUGCGGAGAGUCAAGAUAGAGAAACUCCAGGAAAUGGUGCUGAAGGGACACCACAUGGCCCCAGCUGCACCUCAGCCCUCUCGCUCUCAGGACCUUCCCUCCAGGCCAGCCGCUCUCCAUAGAGAGGUCAAUGGUUCCCCCAUGCCGAUGCCCCGGCGGGCUCCUCCUCUUCCCCCUGUUAAAGUCACCCAAACUCCUCCUGCUCAGCCCACCGCAGCCUUCUCCUACCCUCCUACCUCUCCGUUCGCUGCGGCCUCUCCAUUCACACCCACUUCUCCAUACCCCCCUAUUCCCCCUAGAGUAGGAAACAUGCCACCCAUUCUUAACCAGGGAUACCCCAACAUGUACAUGCAGCAAUAUGCCCCACCUGUGCCCCAGAGACCCCCUCCACGCAUGGCACCCCAGCCAGGCUUCAUCAUGUAGUGAGCGAGGGACAUUACGGUCUAUGGAGAGAGAAAAAAUGAAAUGCACACUGGACAUUCAUUUUUUUUUUUUUGUAGGUCCUUCAAGCUGCAUGUUAUAAAAUGCAUGCGCUAAGAUGGAGUCUUGUCAAGUGUAAAAUUAACAAGACUUUUCUGCAAUCAAGGGGGCAUCUGCAACAUGAUCUUCAGUUUGCACUUUAGACUACUUUUGUAUUUGAUCAGUCAUGGCUGGUUAUGGAGUCAGGCUGUUCCCGUUCUGCCCUUCUCAGUAGCGUUAGAUCAAGUAAAAAAGUUCACAUGAGCCUCAGGGGCCUCCAUACAUAAUGAAGAUAUCAAAGUUAAAGAACAGGCGUUCUGUUAGGCCAUCUAGACAGAUAUGAAGAGCUACGAUUUGAUGUUUUAAUUUAAGUUGUCAAGUUCAUGCUAAUAUGUCAGUUCAACCACUUUAAUAUCUUCUGACAUAUCAUACCUGAAAAAGCUGCUUUAAAAAAAACGUAAAGCCUAUGCAAACAGACUUGAGACCGAACGGUGCUGAGUUUUUUAGGGGGGAAGAAACAAAUACAUUUUUGCUCUUCAGGUUUUCUCAGACCUGCAGCCAAAGAUGCUAUUUGUUUUCCCAGUGGAUCCAGUUUUGUGCUGGUGGCAGAAAAACAGGGAGAUUUAAUACAAAACUGAGUUAAAUGUGGGUGAAGUCAUUUGGUACUGAUGUGGUGGAUGAGAUUGGGAGAUCAGAGCUACCGCUACAAUGGAGAGAGCCUUUUGUCUCAGAUACGAGCAAAUUCGCGCUGGAAGGAGCUUAAUGGCUCGAAUUUGAAAGGAGUGUGAGUGAACGGUAGUACAUGUGGGGAAAAAAUGUGCAAAUGAGUUUUUUUGGCUUAAGUGCGAACAUUUGUGAAGCAUACAUGCUUGUACUGUCAUUACCAUGCAUACUUAAACUGAUGCUGAUGCAUAAUUGACCAUUUAAACGUUUGCAACUAACACCAUAAUCCUCCUUGUGUUUAUUUUUGCCAUCUGGUGUGAAGAUGUUUAUCGGAAAUGUGCUUCCUUUCCAUAAGCCCCACAUUUUAAUUGAUAUUUAAUAUAUUCAAACUAAUAUAGCCAUACCAUUUAACUCAGAAAUUUUGUGGUAAAAUUGGACUUCCCUACACCAUCAGGUCUGUUACAUAUCAUAUCUUGUUUUCUGUCCUUAAUAUGUAGUAUAACCUUCAUUCAUGCCUUUUGUUUUCACCCUGGAUCUGUUUUCAAUAUGUAUGUUGUUCUGGUCUCUUCAUGUGUUUGCCACCGAAAUAGCCACUUUGUGCCUAUGCUGAGCAUUAAGAUGAAGACUUGUUCACUGUGGUGAGGUGUGUGUGUGCGCGCGCGCGUGCGCUUUGUAUUCCUCCUUGCCUUCCCAUUCUAAAACAGAUUUCUUUAACAAUUAGACAUUUAUUUUUCAACAUAUAUGCUGUUUACACAGGUACAUCUUUACAAGUGCUCUUUACCUAAAUAUCAGUUGUUUGUUUUACCAGUUAGAGCCAUAAUUACGUUGCCUCAAAUUCAGGAAGUUGACAUGAUAGAAAUGUUGUUUGGAUGAAGUCCUCCAUUUAAUCACUGGUGCUACUACAUUCAUUUAAUGAGCUGAACCAAGAUGAUGUUAGUAUGCAGGCUCUGUUUGAAUUAAAUCACUCCGCGUUUGUCAGACUUGGGUUGGGUAUCUGCUUUAUGUUGAUGCUGAUGAACACCAGAUCAAGAGGUGGAAUUAUCUGGGUUCCUCAUGAAUCAGGCUGCAUUAUGUCUAGACAUUGGCUAAAUACUUGUGAAAAACAUUAUGUACUAUGUCAGGAUUGCCAACCAUCUGGAAAAACCAGCUUCCAUCCUUGAAAACUGUUUGUUUGUGUGAAUAAACAUGGUCUUCCUUUGUCUUAAAAAUAAUAAUGAUCGCUAGGUUUGUAAAAGGUAACUCGGCUGAAUGCUUUGGCUGGCAAUAACAUAGUGUUUUGUACAUUCCUAAUGUAAAAUAUGCAGACUAAGUGCUAGGUAAUGUCUGUUCAAAGUGGUAGACUUGGUAAAUGGAACUGACAUCUCUAUUUUAAAGAUAAUAAAUUAUAUCCCAUCACUU
Messenger RNA from Sinocyclocheilus grahami, 3056 nucleotides. It is a transcript of the gene vps37ba, whose product is annotated as VPS37B subunit of ESCRT-I a. Gene Ontology annotation, cellular component: ESCRT I complex. Gene Ontology annotation, biological process: protein targeting to membrane; ubiquitin-dependent protein catabolic process via the multivesicular body sorting pathway; protein targeting to vacuole. The transcript is spliced from 4 exons. The record is from RefSeq and is a predicted model, not a curated record. The coding region runs from base 93 to 959 and encodes 288 amino acids. Lineage: Eukaryota; Metazoa; Chordata; Actinopteri; Cypriniformes; Cyprinidae.